Oryza brachyantha (malo sina) is the source of this 5305-nucleotide messenger RNA. RefSeq lists its product as uncharacterized. NCBI's taxonomy places the organism in Eukaryota, Viridiplantae, Streptophyta, Magnoliopsida, Poales, Poaceae. The transcript is spliced from 11 exons. The record is from RefSeq and is a predicted model, not a curated record. Gene Ontology annotation, molecular function: protein binding. The coding region runs from base 85 to 4692 and encodes 1535 amino acids.
AAUCAAACCAAAAUACACACUCCCCUCCCCCACAAUCCGCCGCCGCCGGCCGAUCCCCCGGCGCCGCCGCCGUUGUCGUCGGGGAUGACGCCGGCGGUAGCAGCAGCACCUCCGCCGCGCCAGAACCCUACGGGCCCGCAGCAGCAGCACCACCACCACCCGGCGCCCCCCGUCGCCGCCGCCGCCGCCAACAGCAGCAUGGGCAACCCCCACCUGGGGCUCGGCGGCCUCGCCCCCGAUCGCCCGGCCGCGCCGCCUCCCCCUCCUUCCCGGCGCGCGCCGCGGCUGGCCAAGCGGCGCCACGCGGCCGCCUCCUCCCGCUCCCGCCACCCGCCGCCGGCGUCUCCCGCUGCGGCGGCGCCGUGGAACCCGUUCGGCGGCGGCGGCGGCGGUACGGACGGCGCGGGGCGUGAUGGGAACGGGGGGGUAGGGGUCGGCGGUGGCGGUGGCUUCGGAACCGGGGAGUCUCAGAACGAUGGGUUUGUGUUUGGCGGUGCCGCUCCUCCUGCCACGACUCGGCAGCCUCAGCAGCCUCCGGCGGCGGCAUCCAACGAGGCCCCCUUCAUCUUCGGGAGCGUGAGGGACAGCUUGCCUCGGUUCGAGGAGGGAUGGUCGGCUUCGGCGAAGCUGCCUGAGCAAAUGGGAAAGCUGAACCUGCAGACCCCGGGUGAGCGUAGCGCCAAUGCCAGUAAGGACGGGAGCUCUGUUUUUGGAGUUGAUAUCCCUAGUUUGGUUUACAACAGUGAAGCGAAUGAUGUGCUCCCUGAGAAACUGACGCAGUUGAAUAUAGGCAGCAGAAUGCCGGUGCAGAGUGAUAACGGUGUGCCAAAAACAUUCGUGUUUGGAGGUAAUGGAGCCGCGACCUUUUCUGAUAAGAGCGCUCCUGUCGCUGCUGCAGAUUCUACCAAAGCAAAUGAUGUCCCAGAGAAGCCGACACAGUUCAGUAUAGGCAGCACAUCAAGUGAUCGUGUGGAUAGGACUAAUGAUGUUUCUUCUGGUGCUAAUACCAAUCCAUCUGUUACACUCAAUUGUACUGAUGACGCUGAUCUGCCUCCUGAGAAGAUAACACAGUUGAAUACAGGAAGUAGCGUUCCCUUUCAGCAGAAGCAAAGCAGAGACAGCAGUCAUCCAGCUGAUGCUUUUGUCUUUGGGAACGGCAGAACUAUGAACACCAUUAUUGGUGAGGCAACAAACAAUACUUCUAAUAAGGGCAGUUGUUUUUUCUCUGCUGCCAACAAUGAUGCUUCUAUUCCGCCAAACAGUGUCAAUAAUUUAAUUCCAGAGUGGUCAUCAUGUUUGAAUGUAGGAGGUGGAGUUACGAAGAGCAAACAAAGCGAUAGUUCUGGUUAUCCACCGGAUGCAUUUGUAUUUGGAAGUAAUGCUUCCACAAGUUCGCAAUAUUCAAAAAGAGCAAUGGAUCAUGGUAGCAAUUUUGUCAAUGGUGCAAAUUCAAACACUUUUACCUCGGUUCAUAGUAACAUGGAGAGUACACUUCCAGAGAAAAUGACAAAAUUGAACAUAGGCCAUGGAACUCCAUCCAGCAGCAAUAAAGAUGAAACUGCUAGCCAGCCACCAGAAGUAUCUGUUUUUGGAAGUAAUGCAACCACAACAUUUUCUUCUGCCCAGGCAUCAAGCAUGCAAUUCACAAGUAUCAAAACUAAUGUAUCCUUUGAACUAAAGGGUAGUGGAGGGAACUUUGCUAAUGAGGAUAUUGGAAAGUUUACACAUUCCAGAUCAAAUAAUGAUCAAGGUUAUGGGCCAAGUAAUUUUGUUUUCAGUAGCAGCAGCAAUGCAGUCCCUCCUUCUGAAGGAUCUGCAGAACAAGCGUUACAAGAUGAAAUCAAGAAAUUAAACAUCAACGGGGAAGGGACUUCAGUCGGAUAUACUAAAGUGAAUGAAUCUUCUACUCAAUUUGUGUUCAGAAGUAAAGCAGGAACCAAUCCAGAAUUUGGUGCUGUUCCCCAGGCCAAUGUUCAGGAGUCACCUGCAUUUACACAUUCAAAUCAUUCUUCCAGUUUUUCUGCUUCUGAAAACGCAGUGCCAUCUUUCAGUUUUAGAACUACAAAUCCAAGAAGUGAUACUAUUCCCGGUGAGUCUUGUGCACUCAGAGAGGAUACAUCUUGGUGUUCCAGAGAGAGCUUAUUUGGUAUUGACUAUAUAAAAUCAGCGUAUAGAGAUAAAAAGGAAGCACAUAAAAACACAAGGAAAAAUAAAAGGCCCACCAAGCUAAAGCAGCGUGCUCAACCACAUCACUUUGCUUCUCAAGAAACAUGCACCACUGGGCUGCCAGACACGGAUUUUGCAGGUGACUACUCGCCAAUGGAUUGCUCUCCUUAUCCAUCAACAGUUGAACAGGUAUCAAGAGAGUCACCAGCAACGUCUGAUCAGUCUGUUCAUAUACGUGACUAUGGUGUUCCAAAUCAGAACUCCAGUUGUGCUGAAGAUCUAGUUUCUGCAACUGAACACUUAGUUAUUGAUGCAGAUCCUCCAACUUGCAAAGAGGAAGGCAGAGUUCCUAAUGUAGACACAUAUGAGAACAGCUUUGCUAGCAGUUUUUCUAGUUUUGAUGAAGAAGUAAAUAUACCUAAUGCAUCACAACCUUCUUCCUCCAAUACAAAUGUUGCUGCUAAUCGUAAACCUAAAUCAGCCCCAGCAGAAGUUUGGGAUGAUGCUUAUGGGCAUAACGAUCAAGGGCAAGUCCAUGAAGAGAAAGGCUACACAACAAUGCACGAGACUGGUGAACAUGUCACUUUGCAAUCAAGCUCAGCAGAUUUUAACAGGCUGAACUUUACUUUCGGUGCAUCCCUGUCUCCCCAGAACUCAUUGCCAACACAAAGACGUAACACAAGAAGGAAGUUAAGAACUAAGGGUGGCCACCUAUGUAAGCCAUCAGCUACUCAGGCUUCUGUACAGCUAAGGUCACCACGAGACAUGAAUGCCAUGCAGUUUUCCCCUGAAAACAAUAAAACAAGGGAUCCAACAGAUGAGCAGUCAAUAAGUGACGCAUCAACUUCUGCAGCCUUGGAAACUUGUGAAACCUGGCGUACAAGUGGAAAUCAAGCCUAUGCAAAUGGUCACUUUGCUACAGCAGAGGAGUAUUAUACCCGUGGAAUAAAUUCUAUUUCUGGUCUUGGCUCUUCUGGAUGCUGCUCCCAUGCACUGAUGCUUUGCUACAGCAACCGUGCUGCUACAAAAAUGUCUCUUGGGAGAAUGAGAGAAGCUCUCCAGGAUUGUUUGAUUGCUACAUCAAUUGAUUCCACCUUUCUCAAGGCUAAAGUUAGAGCUGCAAAUUGCCAACUUGCACUUGGGGAUCUUGAAGAUGCAGCAACGACUUACACAACCUGUUUGAAGUCCAGUAAAACUUCUGGGUCUGACAUCAAAAUGUUCGCUGAGGCUUCUGAUGGUCUUGAAAGAGUCCAGAGAGUGGCAGAUUGGAUAUCAAAAUCCAAGGAACUUCUUAAGAAAAGAACAGUGCCGGAAGCGACACUGGCUUUAGAAUUGAUCUCCAGUGCAUUGCGCAUAAGUUCGCACUCAGAUAAACUAAUGGAGAUGAAAGCGGAGGCACUACUGACGCUACGGAAAUAUGAAGAUGUUAUUCAAUUAUGUCAGGAAACAGUUGUUUCAGCUGAAAAGAAUUCUAGUGCAUCUGAAACUACAGAAUGCUCAGGGAGGCUCUGGCGGACAUACCUCAUUUGCAAGACUUACUUCCUUUUAGGCAAACUUGAAGAUGCUCUUGAGUUGCUAAAUAAGCAUCAGCAAGUGAUUAAUGUCAAAGAGAGCGAUGGCAAAACAUCUCAAGAAUGUUUCUCAUCAUUGUCUACUACCAUACGGGAACUUCUUUCCCAUAAGGCUGCUGGGAAUGAAGCAUUUCAAGCUCGUCGAUACUCAGAAGCGGUAGAACAAUAUUCAGCAGCUUUGGCAUGCAAUGGUGAUUCACGGCCCUUUUCUGCUGUCUGUUUUUGCAAUCGUGCUGCUGCAUACCAAGCACUUGGUCAAGUAACUGAUGCUAUAGCAGAUUGUUCACUAGCCAUGGUUCUUGAUGCAACUUAUCCCAAGGCAAUUUCAAGGAGAGCCACCUUAUAUGAAAUGAUCAGGGAUUAUGGUCAAGCUGCCAAUGAUUUACGGAAGCUCAUCUCACUUCUUGAAAAGCAACCUAAUAAGUCUGGAUUGUCACCAAAAGCUUUGAACAAGCAUAGUGAUUUGAAGCAGGCACGGGCACGACUUUUGUCUGUAGAGGAUGAAGCAAAAAGAGAUACUCCCUUGAAUUUGUAUUUAAUCUUGGGAAUUGAACCAUCUUGCUCUCCAGCAGAUAUUAAGAAAGCGUACCGGAAGGCUGCACUGAGGCAUCAUCCAGAUAAGGCUGCACAACUGCUAGUAAGGAAUGAAAUGCCUGAUGAUGGAUUUUGGAGGGAUGUCGCCAAGGAGGUUUAUGCAGAUGCCGAUCAUUUAUUUAAAGCAAUUGGGGAGGCGUAUAACGUUCUUUCAGACUCUGACAAGCGCCAAGAAUAUGAUAUUGAAGAGAAUCUAAGAAAUGCUACAAAGAGAGUUUCCAGGGGGAGGAACAUGCACAGGUCACCUGAACAGCGCUAUACCAAACAAUAUGAUAGGGGUUUUAACCCUCGUCCAUGGCAGUCAAAUAGAUCUAGCGGAUCCCGGUCACGGUGGUCUGGAUAUGAUGAUGAUUACUGGUGAAUCUAUUCGUAGACGCUUGUGGCGAGAUCUUAAUGCGACAAGGAUCCAUUGCAUCAGUUACAUUUUGGAGCAAGGCCGCCUUGCACCAAGUCGCACAGCAUUGGUCCUCCUGGAGUGGUAGGUGCCAUUCCUGGAUUCCUGGUGCGCUAACUAUGCCGUCCUCAUCACACAAGGACGUGCCACAUGCCAGCUUUGACUGUCCAGCACAGUCCUCUUGGCCCUUUCUUCUGAAGAAUGGUCUGACUACAAGGAUUGGUUGAUUGGGAUGAUCAGUUUUGACACUUCGGAUCAUGUAGCUUGAGCAGCAGCUAAAGCAUGGUUUGGGACUGGGACAUCAACCUGUCUUUGCUUGACAUGAUGGUCUCGAGCCCGAACACUAACACCAGUAUCACAGGUUAACAUGAAGGAGAAAGAGUAGUUUUGCCCGGUGCAAUAUAUUCUUUGAAGAUAGUAGCACGAAAAAUGAUCAGCGAAGGGAUACAAAUUCGUUUUCGUAUUUGUUGAGGUUAAGGGGGUUUUUUUUUGGUGGUGGUGGUGGUUGAGUUCGACGAUUUGGUUGAUGUACCGUGACUGACAAUGGGGAAGAGAGAAAACAUGGUAUAUAAGAUUCAAA